Messenger RNA from Paecilomyces variotii, 1003 nucleotides. RefSeq lists its product as hypothetical. NCBI's taxonomy places the organism in Eukaryota, Fungi, Ascomycota, Eurotiomycetes, Eurotiales, Thermoascaceae. The transcript has a single exon. The coding region runs from base 1 to 852 and encodes 283 amino acids. The record is from RefSeq and is a predicted model, not a curated record.
AUGAAACCAGAUGAGGAUUGGGAUGAUGUGUGUUUCGAAUAUGAGGAAGUCAUCGACGAUCAGACCGCAAGAGAAGAGCAGUUAGCUAUUCUCGAAAUUGAUGGCACAAGUCCUUGUGCGAAUCGAAAAAGAGCUUGGCCAGCAUCUUUUUUCAACAACCGAAAGUUCGCGCAUCUCAGCCCACAGGCAUACCCCAUGCACGAUUACUGCUGGAGGCUCCUCAAAAUGGCAGUUGGAGAGGACGCUGAGGAUAAACUUGGCUCCAUUAUCCGAUGCCUGGAGAACAAAUGGAGUAGGGAGACACUAGCAAACUUGAAAGCUCGCAACAAGUGGACUAACGGCUAUGCGUACACUUUAUGCAAUGAUGACCAACGAAAGUCGCAUUUCGGAGAUAAUGUGGAGUAUCGAAUAUCGCUGACCGAUCCUGAAGCCGUCCCCGAGGCAUUGGAGCUCAUCUCAGAAGCCCUUCAGUGCAAAGAUCAACAGAGAAGGAAACCCACAAACGACGUGAGUGAUCAUAUUAAUUACAAGCCUUCAUACGAUGCCUCUCAUUCCAUCUUCCGCAAUCUCCCAGAUGACAUCGUAUACAUGGUUCUGGAUUAUCUCCCGGUGAGUGACUGCCAGAGUCUCUUCCCAAUUAUCGGCUUUAUUCCACCUCAAUCAUACUGGUAUCGCCGUGUGAAGCGCUGGUCUUUCUUCCUUCCCGAGAUUCCCAAGAUGAAACUCGAUAGAGACGUGGAUUGGGGAUAUCUGGCUCGAAGAAUCGAAGCGCUCAUGACAGAGUCUCACGGGUUACUAAAUAGGCGGCGCAUUAUCCGCACUAUUCUCUCUGUCAAAGAAAAGGUCGUAUAAUCUUCCUCUUAUAACUGGAGUAUCCGGGUAUUGCAAUAGUCUUAUGCACGUAUGUGACGAGUAGACGCAUACGGAUCAGUCUCUAGGGGGCUUUUGGUACUUACUAUGGCAUAUCCACCCUGUACAGGUAAUAGACCUGAUAUCUCGUUGC